Dermacentor andersoni is the source of this 4193-nucleotide messenger RNA. RefSeq lists its product as uncharacterized. The record is from RefSeq and is a predicted model, not a curated record. Lineage: Eukaryota; Metazoa; Arthropoda; Arachnida; Ixodida; Ixodidae.
GCGGCCGGCCAGACGAACUCUCGGUGCCAUUGCUCUUCGGCCGUAACGCAGGGAUCAGCUUCGUGUGUCUUCGAACCAGCAUUCAGGAAGGAAUUGGCGUUGGAGUACAUUGGCAUAUUCGCGCGUGCAAGUGUUAGAGUGGAGUCAUGAGGGUGAGGAAGGUCCCGAAGGCCGAGGUGGAGAAGCCUGCCACAGAUGCCAAGGAGGAGGAAGAGACCAACGGGGAUGCUGCCCCGCCAGCUAAGAAGGCCAAGGCUGAACCAGCCAGGACGCGUCCCCAGCGCGAGAGCAAGUCGGCGGGUGGACGGCGCGUGAGCAGCCUGGAGGCGGCCGCCAAGGAGGGCGAGGCCCUGCUCAAGGAGCUCGGCCACAAGGACAGCAGUGACCCGGACAGCGGCCGCAGGCGCACCCGCUCCCAGACGCGGGGCACCCCGGCUGCUCCGCCCGCACGGCAGCAGCGCCAGUCCAGGGCGGCUGAGCCCGCACGGAAGGCCCCUGCCAAGCCGGCCCGCGGUGCUGCCAAGAAGGCUGCUGCCUCCAAGCGCAGCAAGAAGGAGGAGGACGAAGAGGAGGAAGAGGAGGAGGAAGCCUCUGCCGAGGAGGCCUCGACGGCAGCCACCAACGAAGACGAGUCGGCCGACAGCAAAGGCAAGAAGGACGAGAAGAAAGACGAAGUGAACAACGACGAGGAUGCGAGCAAGGCCCGGCAAGAGGACUCUGAGGACGACGACGCCGACCACAAGGAGGAGCCAGAGGUCAACAACAAGGAAGAGAAGGCGACCACAGACAGCAGCAGCAGCAGCAGCAAGGCGGCCACAACGACAGCCGAUGCAAAAGUGGACACCGAGCCACCAAUUGCCAAGGAGAACGCCGUCGCAGGGGACAGUGUGGCAGCGCCGCCGGCUGCAAAGCCACCGGCCACCAAGCCACUGGAGGAAGUGGCCGCCUAGUGUGCAUGGUUGUCGUUGACGGCUGUGCGCUCUCCCUCUGGCAGGCGCUGCACCCUCUUUCAGAUCACACACACCUCUCUUCGCAUCAUCCCAAUGUGAAGCCUGUUUGUUGCAGGCUUUGAGAGCUUCUGGUGCUCAUUGGCGUUGCACCACUUCUCCUCGGGUUCUUCUUUUUUCUUUUUUUGAUAACCAUGUUUGAGCGAGGUCCACCCUGGCGACGCGUGGAAUGGGUUUCAAUAGUUUCCGCUUCCUGCUUGCACCCCACCCCCCAUCAGUCUUCUUUCUUGGGCUCUGAAGCAACAUCCAUAUUUAUUUGUCCCGUUGCAUAUUCACUCAACUUCUGUGGGUGUAGGUUGGCCCCUGGCGAUGUCAAAAAGCGCCGUGCAAGGCGCAUGAGUGCGCGAGCUGCUUGCCAUUUCUGCUGUUUACUCUUCGACAGCGCCCUGUGUGAUGGAUGCAGAGGGCUUGCUUGGUAGAUAAGGCUAAGCGUGGGUUUGAAGUCCUAUGUGCUUGGGUGUGACUUGGUGGCAUCGAAUGCACCUACAGUGCCGCAUUGGCGGUGAGCUCUAUAUCCUGGUAUGUUGGCACGUGCAGCACGUGCCGUUGCCACUUGCACGUGCUGGCCGGCACUGUUUCAUUGAAUCACUAUGCCUUGCAAAGAGUGAAUACGGCGCAACUUGCGUGAGUUGGCUCCGAUUGUUAAAUCAUAGAUACCACUUUUGUUAGCUGUCGGCUUGCUUGAUUUUGAAUGUGACUAGCACGCCUUUGCAGCAAACAGGAUCCACAUUGGGAUUACAUUGAACAAAACGACAAGGGAGCUGCGGCGCUUUUGUGAUCAUUUGAUGACCCAGUCAUUCUACCUUUUUUUUUUCCCUGAAACCUUUCAUUAUGUCACGGGCUGCUGGAUAGCCACACUCAUGCAGGAAUCGUUUACGAUGAUGUCCGCAGCUUGCCUGCAGUUUUGAUUAGCCGUUAGUGAAUGCGGGGUUUGUAUGCCAGCAACUGUCCCCAGCAGGUGUGGUCCUCACCGUACCAGCUUGUGCAGACUUGUUGCUUGGCACGGGUUGAACUUAGUAUGUAUUUCUUUAGCUGCUUUUACUAUGCUUGUUUCCGUUUUUCAUCCACGAGUCGUGUUCAUUUUCUUCUUUGUGUUUGGUCCUGCAGUAUGGCUUUUACAGGAGGAGGUGUGAUUGGCAAAGCAUGCGAAUUCGUCUCUUCAAAAUUUUUUUCUUCAAAGCGAAAUUGUUUAAUACGAUGCUCUUUUGGACGUUCUUCCUUAGUGCAGGCAGCUGUGUACAAGGCCAAGCUUCUAUUCUGAAAGGGAUGAAGAGGCAGUAGCCAGUCUUACCUAUAAUCUGCGUACUGCAGAGAAGGGUGUGUCACACUGCGAGCAUUGUGAAAUGUACAUCACAGCUGCCAGCACUAAGGGCUACUUUCAGGGAGCCCGUCACAGUUAUCCUUUCUUUCCCUCUUUUUUCUUUUUAUACCGUCGUUUAAAACUUGCAUGCCCCUUGGGCAAAAAAGGGUAUCUGUGUUCAUUUUCUUCUUCAUUCAAUCAUGAUUGUAGUUGGCAAAAAUUGCGCGGAGUCUUUUCUUGUAGAUUUGUAUUGUCCAUUGAAAUGGUGGUAGCAUAGCUGCAAACUCCUGCUGUUUGUUUGGUAUCAUGUCAUUCUGCCAAGAAGUCAGUGGCAUCUGGAGAUUGGAAGGACGCUGGUUUUUUUUGGCUUCAAACUUAAAAUGUUUCUGAAGAGUGUUGUGCUUGGUUAGCAAUUCGGGGGCCUGCUGAAGCUUCUAUGACAUUAAGACAGGGCAUGCGUUUACAAUCUUUCAUUAGCUGCAGCCCCGUUUCCCCCCCCCCCCCCUGUGCCCUUUCGAAAAGCUACCACUCAGAACAAAGUGUUUCCGUGUGGCGGUGCACUGUAAAUACACGCAUUUGCUUCCUUGGCACCUUUGUCAAUUUAAUUCAAAUUGGCUCUUCAACAUGCUCAUUUUGGCUCAUGUCAGAUGUACUAUUCUCUCUUUUUCCGGGCAUACCCAUGCAUGCUGCCAUUUUUUUUCUUCAUUUAUUGUGCUGGUUGACGAGGGGCACGGACAGUGUGUGUGUGUGUGCAUUUGGAAGUGUGGGUGGCUGGUGCAUUCUUGCGCAAAUAGCUUUGGCUGACCAAGCUGCUGCUUUUGCGCAGAGCUCAAGUCCUGGAAGCCUCAUCAAGUGAAGUGCGAAUGCUCCUUGGUCAUCUGGUGUUAAAGUCUGUCUGUGUGUGGGUUCUUUGAAAGGUCGCCCCUCCCCGCCUUCUGUUUUAUUAGUGGUGGCUGCCUGUCCUUUUUAAGGAUUUAGCAUCACCUCUGUCUGAACUGAAUGUACAGGAGCAAGCCUUGGUGUGUUCUGUGGAGCUUACAUCCACUGCCACUUCUGCUUGCACAUUGUUGUGUUGUGGGACUGAUGGGACGGAGCGGGGAGCCCAGCCCAGAAGGAAUGCAUUAGCAAGCAGUUGCGUGUGUGGUAUGGUGUUGGCCUGUGUUUUUUUCUACUCUGUGCUGCGAGCUCACGUGUGCCAAUUGUCAUUUCAAAUGCAGUGGCAUGUAGUCAGACUGGUUUGGAUGGGUCUCGAAGAAGCGUGUUUUGUUAGAAGGCCUUCGUAUUGACUUGGGGCUUGUCAGCAUCAGCAGACCAUGACUGAGUCUGUUGGAUAGUUUCACAACUGAGCUGAGUAAACAAUGAUUAUAGAAAUUACAUUUUCUCUUUGCAGAAUCGUUAUUGGUCGGUGAAAACUCGGUGACCUCACGCUUUGCGGGCGGAACUGUAGUAAGCCGUCUUGAAAGAAUGUGUUUAGAUUAGGCUGGAAAAAGCAGUUGAGGCACUGGAUUUUGUUUUCCUGAAAGGUUAGUGUGCUGAACCUAAGCUCUCUCUUAGUGUUUCUGUCUGACUUGAAAGCUGCAAACCUCCGUAAUGUUUAUAAAGCAUGGGGCUGGUUUGCUUGCUGUGACGACUAUUUUUGCACAUACCCACGAACAUUGCUGUCAAUAAUAUGCUCCUUGUUCUCCUUGCGACCUCCUGUCUGAGUGCUUCGCAAAGUGGCCGUUUUCAUCCUUUCGCUCCUCUUCCUUUUCUAACAGCCGUGCAUUUUUGUAGUUGUACACGUUUCCAAUGUUCUGGUCUUUCAUCAUUUCAUUGUUUAUUUUUUUUCUAUUCAUUCAUGAUGAUGGCAAAUGUAAAUUCACAAUAAAAUUUCCAUCAAAGUAUGC